Messenger RNA from Rhinolophus ferrumequinum (greater horseshoe bat), 2423 nucleotides. It is a transcript of the gene ZMAT1, whose product is annotated as zinc finger matrin-type 1. The record is from RefSeq and is a predicted model, not a curated record. NCBI's taxonomy places the organism in Eukaryota, Metazoa, Chordata, Mammalia, Chiroptera, Rhinolophidae. Gene Ontology annotation, molecular function: zinc ion binding; nucleic acid binding. The transcript has 7 exons. The coding region runs from base 25 to 2394 and encodes 789 amino acids.
UGCAAUUGUCCGCGCCUCGCUGCGAUGGCGGCGGCGCGGAGUACAGUCACACUGCUGGCUGCCGAGUCUUCCCCUCAGGAAGCUACCGUUUCUGCCGCCUCUUCCUCCUCCUCCACCGCCUGCGCGGCGGCGGCGGCGGCGGCGGCAGUGAUUGUGCUUGCCUCCUCCGCCACCUCCACCUCUGCCCGCUCGCCUGCCGGUGGCUGUAGCGACGGCGGCGGCGGCUCUGGCGGCUCCACUAUGGCGGCGGCGGGGAGGGGGGGCAGUAGUUUUAAAGUAGACACCCGCCCUUGCCUCAGAGAAGAUGCAACUUGGAAUGAACAGGAAAAGGCUGAACUUUUUACAGAUAACUUUUGUAAUGUAUGUGGAGUGGUGCUACAGUUUGAAUCACAAAGGAUUUCACAUUAUGAGAGUGAAAAACAUGCUCAAAAUGUUAUGUUUUAUUUUCAAAUGCAUGGAGAACAAAAUGAAGUGCCUAGUAAGAAAAUGAAGAUGGAUGGUAGAAGUUUUCAGGUGCAUAAGAGUGAAGUAGUUGACAGAAACAAAUUUUGUGAUCUCUGCAACAUGAUUUUUAGCUCCCCAGUUGUUGCUCAGUCUCACUAUGUGGGGAAAGUCCAUGCUAAAAAAUCGAAGCAACUAAUGGAGGUGUGUGAUCAGGUAUCUGCAUCAGGAUUACAGCCAGAGAUGGCAGGUGUGCCUAUUACUACUGCAGAGUCAACAUUUCUGAAGCCCCUUGCUGUCAAGCCUCCUCCAGGUGGGAUUAAAGACAAGACCAUGCCUUCCUCUUCCAGCACUGCUUUGGAUUUGAAUAAUCCAAACAAGUAUUGCAAGCUCUGUCCUGCUUCCUUUAAUAGUCCAUUAAUGGCCCAACAACAUUAUGUUGGGAAAAAACACAAAAGAAAUGAAGCUAGGAAGAAGUUUGUAGACAAGAUAAGAGAGGAACCUCUUCCAGCAAAAUCAGAUGCAAAUGCAUUUAGUAUGAGAACCUACGUUUGUCAUAUUUGCAACGUCACCUUUACAUCUUUAGAAAUGUUCCAGUCCCAUAUGCAAGGAAGUGAACACCAAACUAAAGACUCCACUGUUAUCAAUCUCGUGAAGAAUUCAAAGAAGACACAAGACUGUUACCAAGAGGAAUAUGCAGAUUACAUCAAAGUGCAAAAAGUUAGAGAACCAGAGUCCAAGACUUGUUUCAGAAAGAUGGAAGAGAGUUCUGUGGAAACCCGUGGGUACAGAGAAGUGGUUGAUUCCAGGUCCAGACAUAGAAUGUUUGAACAGAGACUCUCAUGUGAGACUUUCCGGACAUACCCAGGAUCAUACAAUAUUUCACAAACAGUGGAAAACCAGUUACCUCAUUGCUUACCAGCUUAUUCAAAGAAAACAUACGACUCUUUCCAGGAUGAACUGGAAGAUUAUAUCAAAGUGCAGAAAGCCAGAGGACUAGAUCCAAAGACUUGUUUCAGAAAGAUAAGAGAAAACUCUAUGGAAACACAUGGGUACAGAGAAGUUGAUUCUGGACCCAGACAAAGAAUGUAUGAGCAAAGAUUUUCAGUUGAGACUUCCCAGACCUACCAACGACCGUACAAUAUUUCACCAGUGGAAAGACAAUUACAUCAGUGGUUACCAGCUUAUUCAAAGAAGACAUAUGACUCUUUCCAAGAUGAACUUGAAGAUUACAUCAAAGUGCAGAAAGCCAGAGGACUAGAGCCAAAGACUUGUUUCAGAAAGAUAAGUGAUAGCUCUAUGGAAACCCAUAAGUACAGAGAAAUGGUUGAGUCCAGAUCCAAAAAUAGAAUGUUUGAGCAAAGACUCCCGUUUGAGACUUUCCAGACCUACCCAGAAUCAUACAAUAUUUCACAAGCAGUAGAAAACCAGUUACCUCAUUGCUUACCAGCUCAUGACAGCAGACAGAAACUAGACUCUAUGACCUACUGUCAAACCAACAGAGACUAUUUCCCAGAAAAACCAGUACCCCUGAGCCUUAGUCAGCAAGAAAAUAACUCUGGCUUAUACAGUAUAGAAUGUGAAGUUUACAAGUACCUCUCCUCAGAAAACAAUACCAGUGACCCUCAAAAAGGUCAUAAACGGAGACAUCAAAGGAGAAGAAGGCACCUGGAGGAAGGCGAAGAAAGGCCAGAGAAAGAGCAGUCCAAGCAUAAAAGGAAAAAGAGUUACGGGGAUAUGGAUCUAGACAAGGACAAGAACAUCCGACAAAGGAAAAGAGAGGGAGAUAAAGUCAGCGUCACUUCAGGAAAGCUUAAGCACCGAAGAAAGAAAAAAAGUCAUGGUGUACCCUCUACAAGAGAAGAACGGAAGCACAGGAAAGAGAAAAAGAAAUCUGUUGAGGAAAAGACAGAAGAGGAAAUGCUUUGGGAUGAGUCUAUUCUUGGAUUUUGAACUUUAAGUUGUAUUUACCUGAAGAUGAA